AUGCUUUUUGAUUCUCCAAGUCUGUCUUCCUCACAGCAAGUAAAAAGUAUCACCUGGGAGAACUGUGAUUCAGGAAAGCUUCCAGGCACAAUCAAAAGUUUGUCCAUUAGUCCCGAUCCUGUAUCCAUUCCAGGAGAAGUGAUCGUCUCCGUGGUACUGAACACUGAAGUCCCUCUAAGCUCUCCCCUCCAGAUCAAAAUUACUGCAGAAAAGGAGCUGUUUGGCGAUUGGCUGACUGCCCCCUGUAUCGAUAAAUUUGGCAGCUGCACCUACACUGAAGUCUGCGAUCUGCUGGAUGCUUUCUUUAAGCCAGGACAGCAGUGCCCAGGACCCCUCCAGACUUAUGGACUUCCCUGCCACUGUCCAUUCAGAGCUGGUUCCUACAGUCUCCCCACCACCAGUUUUAAGAUACCCAGCUUUUCUCUGCCAUCAUGGCUUGCCGAGGGCAACUACAGAGUUACUGGAAUUCUCAGCCAUAAGAAUCAGGAAAUUGGAUGUGCCAAAUUUACAUUCUCUCUGGCCGAACCCUCCUCCUGGUGGUGGUAA
This is a messenger RNA of Staurois parvus, 546 nucleotides long. NCBI's taxonomy places the organism in Eukaryota, Metazoa, Chordata, Amphibia, Anura, Ranidae. The record is from the annotation of a GenBank genome assembly.